Misgurnus anguillicaudatus (oriental weatherfish) is the source of this 741-nucleotide messenger RNA. The record is from RefSeq and is a predicted model, not a curated record. NCBI's taxonomy places the organism in Eukaryota, Metazoa, Chordata, Actinopteri, Cypriniformes, Cobitidae.
AUGGCCGCCAUCCUGCCUGUCUCUGAACCUGUUUUCAUGAGAGCGACCACCAUUCCUGCACCUGUGACUCAGAGGGCCAUCAUCACAACCACACCUGCAAUCAUGAGGGCUAUUAUUCACCCAGCACCUGACAUCAAGAUGGCCGCCCUGCCUGAAUCGACUACUGCUGAGGUAUGUCUCAUUAACUCAGUACUACCUGAAUUUGCCAUAGCCCUGUGGAUGCAAAUGCAAACCAACAACGUUGUCAGGGUGAAGUUUAAAGAUAGCAAGAAAUACAUUUUUUCUUCAGAACCAUUAACAUUUCAAACAUUUUUGGAAUGUGUUGCCAAGAAGUUUAAUCUUCCGACCAUUAAUGUUAAAGUCUUUGAUGACUCAAAGACAGAGGUCGAUGAAGAAUCAUUUGAAUAUCUGCUGACACGACCAGACCUUGGUGUCCUGGAAAUUUUCAUUCCAGGAAGCACAACAAGCCUUGAUGAUUAUUUAAGCUCAAACACAUUAGAAGAUACUGAGGGGAUGUCAGAAUCUGAUGACACAGCAGUGUUGAUUAGAAAUGCUCCUGCAAAAAACCAAGCUGAGGAACGUCAUCUAGCCCAAAUGAUCGAGGAUAUCCUAAAGGGCAGCCCUGGAGGCGAUAAGGUCAUAAACGAAUACGCUCGCACUAGAAGUCUGUCAGAUGGCCGAAGACGUGACAUGGUGAAAAUCUUGGUAGCACAUCCCAGAGGAAAGGAAAAUCAAUCAUGA